CUCACAGGGGCUGGGCCAGGCCGGGGCAGCCAUGGCAGCCGUGAUCCUCUGGAUUCCUCUCCUUGUGGGUCUCUCGGUAGGGCUGGGGGGCACCCAGGCCCAGCAGAACCCCCUCCACCCACUUGUGGGCCGUGUCUUUGUGCACACCUUGGACCACGCGACCUUCUUGCGGCUCCCCGAGGACACUGCUGUCCAGCCCUCUACACGCAUCACCUACCACGCCCACCUCCAGGGACACCCGGACCUGCCCCGGUGGCUCCGAUACACCCAGCGCAGCCCCACCCAGCCUGGCUUCCUCUAUGGCACGGCCACCUCGGAAGAUCGCGGGCGCCAGGUCAUCGAGGUCACAGCCUACAAUCGGGACACCUUCGCCACCACUCAGAAGAGGCUGGUGCUGUUGAUUGGGGACCCUGAAGGCCCCCGGCUGCCGUACCAAGCCGAGUUCCUGGUGCGAAGCCACGACGUGGAGGAGGUGCUGCCCUCCACGCCCACUAGCCGCUUCCUCACGGGCCUGGGGGGCCUCUGGGAGCCCGGGGAGCUUCAGGUGCUCAACGUCACUUCCGCCUUGGACUGUGGUGGCCGUGUCCCUCUUCCCAUCGAGGGCCGCAAGGAAGGGGUAUACAUCAAAGUGGGCUCUGCCACGCCCUUUUCCACCUGCCUGAAGAUGGUGGCGUCCCCUGACAGCCACGCCCGCUGUGCCCAGGGCCAGCCCCCGCUCCUGUCCUGCUACGACACCUUGGCACCCCACUUCCGCGUUGACUGGUGCAACGUGUCCCUGGUGGAUAAGUCAGUGCCGGCACCUGCAGACGAGGUGCCUACCAUUGGGGAUGGCAUCCUGGAGUAUGAUCCAUUCUUCUGCCCUCCGACCGAGGCCACAGCCCGAGACUUCCUCGAAGACGCCCUGGUCACCCUCCUGGUGCCUCUGCUGGUGGCUCUGCUGCUUACCCUGCUGCUGGCCUAUGUCAUGUGCUGUCGGCGAGAGGGACGGCUGAAGAGAGAUCUGGCCACCUCUGACAUCCAGAUGGUCCACCACAGCACCAUUCUCCAGAACACGGAGGAGCUGCGGCAGAUGGCGGCCACCCGCGAGGUGCCCCGGCCUCUCUCCACCCUGCCCAUGUUCAAUGUGCGCACAGGCGAGGGGCUGCCACCCCGUGUGGACAGCGCCCAGGUGCCCCUCAUCCUGGACCAGCCCUGAGGGCCCCGCGAGAGAGCUGCUGAUCCUUGGCAAGGGCUGAUUCUAGCUCCUGGCCCUGUUGGACCCCACGCUCAGAGGAAGCAGAGUGUUGGGAGGUGUUUGGAGUCUGGAUUCCCGGAAUAAAUGCCUGCUGCUUACUGUCUACUGCCGCCAGAGCCUUCCUCUCUGCAGCCUCCCGAGGUCCUCACUGCCCGCAUUGCUCUUUCUGCCUUCUGGGGUCCCCCGGGGCUGCCAGCCUGCCCUUUGGACUCUUGGCAUUUGCUGUCUUUUCAAAUCCCCCGGAAGAGGGAAGGCUCUUCUAUGUGCAGCUGUCACACAAACUGGACAACGACAGAUGAGUGGAUCAUCAUCCCCAUUUUAUAGAUAGGGAAACUGAGGCCUAGGGAGAGUGACAGACCCAAGCUCACAGAACAAGCUGGUGUCAGAGCUUGGUUUAGAACCUGGCCUGUCUGCUCACACACUGCCUUCUGGAGGGUCGGCAAAGGAGGAGGUCCAGGCCCCUACCUGGAGCUUUAGUUGGGUUCUUGCUGCGCUGAGUGUCACCAGCGUGGUGUCCGCACAGUCCUGGAGAGCUCAGCUGGCCAUGCAGAGACCCGAGGCUGCUUUCCCAGGUGGCCACUCUGCCCUCCCACUGUCAUCAGCGCUGUCUCCGGGGCAAUGUGUUAUAGCUUCCUCCUGAGGACAGCCUGAGAGAGGAGCAGCUAAAUGACAGCAGAGGAGCAGGGAACAUGCCAGGCCUUCUCCAGGUGGCAGGUGCAAGAGGGUCCACACAAGGCCCGGCAGCCACCUCCUAUCCCUUCCCUUCUCCGCGGCUGGGAGCCCCCAGUCCACACAACUCCCACCCAGGGCCUCCUUCCUAGCACCCCCAGCUCUGUGAGAGGAGAGGCUGUCGGGGCUCACUGUUUCCAUCUGCUUCCUGCACUAGAACGCCGUCUUUGGCCACCGGCUCCGAGGGCCCCACGUGCACACUUGAAGG
Molecule: messenger RNA, 2171 nt
Organism: Heterocephalus glaber (naked mole-rat)
Lineage: Eukaryota; Metazoa; Chordata; Mammalia; Rodentia; Bathyergidae
Gene: Sgca
Product: sarcoglycan alpha
Cellular component (GO): sarcoglycan complex; membrane
Molecular function (GO): calcium ion binding
Source: RefSeq, a predicted model, not a curated record